AAUACGAACGCACCCCGACAUAAACCCCAUCACAACCGGCACAGAGAAGGGGCUGUUUUUGGGGCUCACGACGGCUCGCAUGGCUCGUAUGGAUCGCAUGACGCACUCCCGCCGGGAGAUCCGCUUCGGCCACAACACACCUACUUUAGAAAUGAGGGCAAAGCGCCCACUGUUGUGGUCGACCCAAAUUGGGCCAAACAACUCAUGUAUCCCUACGAACAAGAAGAUUACUUAACAUCGAUUAACUCGAUGAAACAGAUGCACGACCAGCCCCUGCCCUUCCGGUUACCAUUUUCCGGAUUUGCCUUUAACUACGUUUGGGUGCAUAAAGACGGUUACGUGACGUUCAAUAAGGGCCUAAAGAGUUACGCGUUUCCCCUAUCGUUCCCAAUGGUUCCCGACGACACCAAUGUAGAGGAGGACCCGUCCAUAAUAGCAGCCUUUUUCGCCCACCAGGACAUACCGUCUGACGUGGAGGGCUCGGGGGUGUACUUCCGGCUGAUCGAAGUGGACAAAGAGGUCAAUUUGACUCUUAAACAACGUCUACUCGACGACUUUAGCACAGCUAUGGCCGCCUCCAUUGGUUGGGAGCCCAAGUUUGCAUUUAUUGUAACAUGGAAGAAUAUGACAUUUGCCAAUCGACGCAGGGAACGCGACCUCAAGACAAAUACAUAUCAAAUGAUUUUAGCGACGGAUGAGAUGCAGACAUUUGUGAUGUUUAAUUACGAGCAGAUCUCAUGGGUCACACAUCUCGAUAACUAUGCCGGCCUUAACGGACCGCAAGCCUUUGCAUACGAGUAUUCGCCCUUCUCGCAAAACCCUCGGGUUAUACUACUGCCCAAAAUGGGUUGGGGUAAUGGUAUUGAGGGUAGAUUUUAUUUUACCAUAGACGAAGAGCUUGAACCAGGUGCUUGCGUUAAUAAGGAGCUUGAUCCUAAUUUGCCCGAUAGAAUGCCGCUGCACACGUCGACCGAUUAUAUAAUCAUGUUAGGCGGUCAAGAGCUCAACUUUACCGGUCCGUGUCUGACAGAGGACUCGAACAUAAUCUGUCGGUUCGAUGUGUUGAAAGUAAAGGGCCGUAUGUUGACCAACAAUAUUGGCGCCUGUAUUACACCCGCCGUCAUGUAUGAGGAAUCGCCCGAAAGUCGCAAAGAAUUUGACGUUUGGGUGAAAGAACAGGAAGUGGUGGAGAAUCUGCCGGUCGAGCGCCGGCCCGAAGAUCCACACCUUUUAACCAUAGAGUGGCAAAGCGAUGACUUGACGUGGGAUGACAGCGCCCGGGUCUCCAUAUCCCUCUGGGGCUAUAGCGAGAAAACCGAUGUCUACCCUCACCUCACAUUCCUCAUU
Messenger RNA from Medioppia subpectinata, 1347 nucleotides. The record is from the annotation of a GenBank genome assembly. NCBI's taxonomy places the organism in Eukaryota, Metazoa, Arthropoda, Arachnida, Sarcoptiformes, Oppiidae.